Molecule: messenger RNA, 1315 nt
Organism: Culex quinquefasciatus (southern house mosquito)
Lineage: Eukaryota; Metazoa; Arthropoda; Insecta; Diptera; Culicidae
Product: phenoloxidase-activating factor 1
Exons: 3
Coding region: 95-1270 (391 amino acids)
Biological process (GO): proteolysis
Molecular function (GO): serine-type endopeptidase activity
Source: RefSeq, a predicted model, not a curated record
CAUAACUCAAAACCGCAUAAAACGGCAACCUUUCGCAAAGACCACAUCAAGACUCUCGCGUCAGUUCUGUCGCAACUUUUGAAUCGGCAUCAGCAUGGUGUGCUCUCAUUUCGUUACGGUGCUGUUGAUUGCGAUAACUGGCUCAAUUGUAGGAAGUCCCACCGGGAGUGAUACCGUCGUGCACUGCCAUAUUCCCAAUGAAACGGACGAUGGGACUUGCAUGGAUCUGAAAAAAUGUCCUGCGUUCCAGGAGAUCAACCACGUUGAGAUGAUGGUCAACACCAGCAGAGUAAGCUUCGUUCGGGAACUGCAGUGUGGGGAUGAUCAACAGGUCUGCUGUCCGCAGGGCAUCGACAAUUACCGAAAGCCGUGGAUUUCAACGGAUGUUGAGCCGCGAGUUCGAUUUGGAAUUAGGACUAGAACAUCUGUAAGUCAUGAAGACGACAACGAGUGUGGACUUGGAACUUUUCGAGAUCGCAUCCUUCGUGGCAAUAUUGCCCAAAUUGAUGAGUUCCCGUGGGCUGCUCUGUUGAAGUUCAACAAAAAGUUUCCAGGGUGUGGAGCGGUUCUAAUAAGCAGAAACUUUGUGCUUACGGCAGCUCAUUGUUUGAUUGGAGAGGAGUACAACACAUAUGGUCCACUUGAAUUGGUCCGGUUACGAGAAUACAACUUAUUGGUGGACCCGGAUUGUGAAGUGCAGGAAGAAUUUCUAGAUUGUAUUCACGGCGGAAAACAUGAUAAAAAGCCUCUAGCAAAAAUUGUGCACCCAGACUACCAAGAAAGCAGUGCUGACCAUUACCACGACCUAGGUCUCGUUGAAAUUGAUUUGACGGAGGAGUUUUCGGACUUUCUGCGUCCAAUCUGUCUCCCCGAGAAGGGAAGGCUCACCGGAUUAGAACGUGAUUCUAUACUGACAGUCUGUGGUUGGGGUUUGACGGAUUUCUUUCAAGCCAGGAAUGGAAAUGCACUCAGUCCAAUUAAGAUGAAGGCAAGGCUGCCGUUUGUGGCGCAAAGUGAGUGCCAAAAAAAUUUCACUGAUUAUCAGUUGACAUCCGGCCAGAUCUGUGCUGGAGGGCGUCGGCAAGAUUCGUGCAAUGGUGAUAGUGGAUCACCGUUGAUGUUCUACGACUGGAAGAAUGGCGUCUGGGUACUGAGUGGAAUUGUAAGCAUCGGGCGGAAAGACUGUGGCACGGUUGGCAGUCCCGGGAUCUACUCGAGCGUUGUGGAGUAUCUGCCGUGGAUUAAGUUUGUAUUAGACAGAAAGGAAUGAAGCAGCAAACUCUCUGGGAAACGAGCGAGCAAUUAGGGUUCAUUC